Acaulospora morrowiae is the source of this 379-nucleotide messenger RNA. NCBI's taxonomy places the organism in Eukaryota, Fungi, Glomeromycota, Glomeromycetes, Diversisporales, Acaulosporaceae. The record is from the annotation of a GenBank genome assembly.
AUGCCUUUCGGAGUAGAAAGAGCGUUGUACCGUGGGGCAAAGAGAUACCCUAUGACUUCAAAGAAGGGUCAUAACUACUAUAAGGGUACCGGUAGUGGAUCGAUGGGCAGACAUACUAGUAGAGGUGGUUUCAUUAUUGAUUUACGUAAAGUUCGAACUUAUGUCGUGCCCGAUUUGAGUGAUAAUCCCGUGAGUGAAGAAAUGUUUUUCGGCCUUCUAGUAAAGCCAAUUAAAUAUUCCAUGAGUACAGAUAAAUACUUGGAUAUGGUUAGGAAAACUUUUGAUCCAACAGGUACUGUGUCCACCAAAAUACAAAAAUCCGAAUCAGAUGCAGAACCACAAAAGCAUUCCAGACCUGUCCCUUCUGAAUCAUCCGAAC